CCCAGUCUUAACACUCCAACCAUCCAAGCCCAUCUUUUUCACCUCCACAUUUUACCAGAGAACCAUCUUAUUCACCUUCACCGUUUUAAGAAAACGCAUUGCAAUCGCCAGUUUUGAACUCUACGAACCCUAAACCCAACGUAUUAUUAACAAUGGAGAUUGACGAAAAAGAAAACCCUAACCCUAACCCUAACUCUAAUUCCACCACUCCACCACCGGCUCAAAUUGCACCAAUUGAACCACCAAUUCCACUAAUUCCGCCCCCAAUCGCCCCAAUUCCCCGUCCACUCGCCCCCAUUCCGUCAGUCCGUCCACCAAAUGGCGAAACCGCAAAGAAAACCACCGAAGACGCCGCUUCAGAUGAAGACGGCGACGAUUCAGGCCCGGAGUACGAGGUUUCAGAAGAGAGCAGGUUGUUCAGAGAGAAAAAGGAGAAAGCGAAACAGGAUUUCUUAAUGAAGCAACGCGCUGCGGCAUUAGCGGUUCCGACGAACGACAAGGCGGUGAGGUCUCGGCUGAGGCGGUUAGGGGAACCGGUGACAUUGUUCGGUGAGAGGGAGAUGGAGAGAAGAGAUAGGUUGAGGAUGAUUAUGGCGAAGUUGGAUUCGGAAGGGCGGUUGGAUACGCUGAUGAAGGUUUUGGAGGAGGAAGAAGCGGCGGUGAAUGUGGAGGAUGGAGGGGGGGAAGAUGAAGGGGAGAUGGUUGAGUAUCCGUUUUAUACGGAGGGGUCAACUGCGUUGUUGAAAGCACGGUUUGAGAUUGCGAAGGAGUCGGUGGUGAAGGCUGCGGUGAGGUUGGGAAGGGCUAGGAGGAAGAGGGAUGAUCCGGAUGAAGAUGUGGAUGCGGAGAUUAAUUGGGCGUUGGAUGGUGCGAAGAGCUUUGCGUUGGAUUGUAGUGAGAUUGGGGAUGUGAGACCGCUUGCAGGGUGCUCGUUUUCGUGUGAUGGCAAGUUUCUUGCUACAUGUUCUUUAACUGGAGUUGCUAAAAUAUGGAGCAUGCCAGGAGUAAACAGUGUGUCCUCACUAAAGGGGCACGCUGAACGAGCAACCGAUGUUAAAUUUUCUCCGACAAAUGACCAAGUCGCCACUGCUUCUGCUGACCGGACUGCAAAAUUAUGGAACACAGAAGGAACUCUGUUAAAUACAUACACGGGUCAUUUGGACCGGCUAGCUCGUGUGGCGUUCCAUCCAUCAGGGAAAUAUUUAGGUACAACUAGCUUUGAUAAGACCUGGAGAUUAUGGGAUACAGAGACUGGUGACGAGUUACUUCUUCAAGAAGGUCAUAGCCGAAGUGUGUAUGGUUUGGCUUUUCACCCUGAUGGCUCGCUAGUCGCGUCAUGCGGGCUUGAUGCACUUGCUCGUGUGUGGGACUUACGGUCAGGGAGAAGCAUUCUUGCCUUAGAAGGUCAUGUGAAGCCGGUUCUGGGUAUCAGUUUCUCGCCAAAUGGGUAUCAUUUAGCAACAGGAGGUGAAGAUAACACUUGUAGAAUUUGGGAUUUGAGGAAGAAGAGAUCACUGUACACAAUCCCUGCACAUGCAAAUCUUAUUUCUGAUAUUAAGUUUGAGCCUCAAGAGGGAUACUUUUUGGUAACCGCUUCUUAUGAUAUGACUGCUAAGAUCUGGUCAUCCAGAGAUUUUAAACCUGUCAAAGUCCUUUCCGGUCACGAAGCUAAAGUUACAUCUGUUGAUGUAGCUGCAGAUGGGCAAAGUAUUGCGACUGUUUCUCAUGACAGGACAAUUAAACUAUGGUCUAGCAAAAAUGCUGAAAAGGAUAAGGCAAUGGAUGUUGACUGAAUUUCUUCAGGCAAAUUGUAUACGAGGUAAAGUCUGUGACGUUUUCGCCUGCAAGAGGGGUGUUUGGAUCUUUGAUCUUUGGUGAUGUGAUUUUAUAAAGUUAUGUAGGAGACAUGCAACAUUUUCUUAAUUGCAAACAAAUUUUGUAGCCCUGGUUGCAACUCUAUUCGAAUGUAGCAAAUAUGUGGUAUUCAGUGUACAUUUCCAAAAAAGCUAGUCAGUGAUUAGAAGAAAAGUUAAGAGCUUGUUAUUGUUCAUGGUUUUGCUUUUUGUUUAAUCUUGUUGAUGAUACAGUUUUUUGAUUUA
This is a messenger RNA of Helianthus annuus (common sunflower), 2099 nucleotides long. RefSeq names its product U4/U6 small nuclear ribonucleoprotein PRP4-like protein. Gene Ontology annotation, cellular component: U4/U6 x U5 tri-snRNP complex. NCBI's taxonomy places the organism in Eukaryota, Viridiplantae, Streptophyta, Magnoliopsida, Asterales, Asteraceae. Bases 153 to 1793 code for a protein of 546 amino acids. Gene Ontology annotation, molecular function: U6 snRNA binding; U4 snRNA binding; protein binding. The transcript is spliced from 6 exons. Gene Ontology annotation, biological process: mRNA splicing, via spliceosome. The record is from RefSeq and is a predicted model, not a curated record.